AUGUCCGGCCCAGCGUCUCUUCCAGUCAAAUUGACGCCUGCCAAUAUAAGACCCAUAGCAUAUCGAAUCUUGUCAAAAAAACAUGGUCUCAAUAUUCAAACAGAUGCCCUCAGUGUUCUUACAGACGUGAUCGGUCUUCGCUUCGGUGCCGAAUGGAAGGGCCCAAGAACCCAGCACUUUAUUGAAGAAAUUGCAAAAGCAUGGAAGCUUCAAGAUAGAGGAAUCUUUAUCGAUGGACCAAAUCUAGAGCAAGUUGUGAACGAGUUAAGCAAGGACAAGAGCCUCGGCAAGGAGGGCCCUCAGAAGGCUCUGCGUUCUGAUACUCUAAUGGAUAUCGACUCAGAAUCUCAUGAGAACAACGGCGAGGUUCUCAUCAAGUGGACCGACUACUUUGCCUUCAUAACACCUGAUAACCAGCCAAAUUUUGUAUUUGACAGGGUCAGGAAACAGUUCAAUUCUAAGCCUGCUGUGGGCUCCAAGUUGAAUAGCACGCUCCAGGCAUCCAUAGACUAUUUUAACUCAAGAUACCACCUUAUCGUUGAUCGUCUUUCAAGGCAUGAAAACUUUCAAAAGCAGUCUUUCUCAAGUCUAGCUGCUGUCAAUAGCACCUUGAACAGAGACGAAUUGAAGUAUGAGAUCACUCUCAUAAAGAAUGUGUUGGGUCGUGAUGGUGGAAAGUUCAUCUUGUUUGGUCUUCUAUCUACAAACAUAAACGGUAAUUACAUCCUUGAAGAUGCUACAGAUCACAUUGAGCUUGAUUUCAUGCACACUCUACCCACGGAAGGCUCAUUCUAUACAACAGGAAUGUUUCUCAUUGUAGAGGGUAUUUAUUCCGCUUCUGGAGGAUCUAUGAAUAAUGACGCUAAUGUCAUAAGUGGUCGUUUUCACGUGUCUAAUAUAAGUCACCCUCCUGCUGAAAGACGAGAUGUUGGUCUCAAGACCUAUGGUUACUUAGACUUCAUGGGAAUCCAUGGUCAGGUAUCUUCUACCUUGAGUGGAGGCGGGAAACUUGAUAAACCUCUUAGAAAGAAACUAAGUGCAUUAGAAAAAGCACUAGGAAAUCACAAACUAAUAUACCUCGGAGCAAAUUGCUUCCUUGAUGAUAGAAAAAUCAUGACCGGAUUAAAAAAGUUCUUCGGACAGCUAGAAAACAGCCUCAUCGAACAACAAGGUACUGAGGAUCAAGACUCUCCCUUGGCUAUCGUCAUGACGGGAUCUUUCUGUUCCACGCCGCUUACGGCAGUAAAUGGAUCAAACACUCAAGUGUCGAACUCAGAAAACUACAAGAGCAAUUUCGACGAGUUAGCGGCUCUUUUAACGAACUUUCCAGUUGUCAUCAAGACCUGUAAGUUAGUCUUGAUGCCGGGGCCCAACGAUCCGUGGCAAUCGUCAUACUCACUAGGCAGGGAAAGCUUAACUAACUUGCCUCAGAAGCCCAUUCCAAAGGUUUUUUUGACUCGUUUGGAGCGUCUCCUUCCGAAAGGAAACCUUAUUUACGGAGGAAACCCUAUGCGGAUAAAUUAUAUCUCUCAAGAAAUUGUGCUUUACAGAGACGACCUCAUGAAUAAACUCAAGAGAAAUGACAUAUUGUUUCAAGAGCAGCUUGACGCGAUGGCUGAGGCAGAUAAAGAGAACCAAGAGGAGGGCUUGAAUGUCAAAGAUAUGGUGGGAAAUCAAACAGGCUUCUUAAGUCCGAAGAUUAGACAAGCCCGUCAAUUGGUCAAAACUAUUCUUGAUCAAGGAAACUUGCAGCCUUUUUUGAAAGAUUUGAAAGUAAUUGAUCCAAAUUACCAUCACGUCCUACGUAUUGAACCUUUACCCACGUCACUAGUGCUUUUUGAUUCACGGUUUGAAUCCUUCGAGGUGACAUACAAUGGGUGCAAGGUUGCAAAUAUCGGUAAUUUGAUCAGCAACAAGAACACAAAAAAAUUGAAUUUUGCUGAGUAUUAUCCAAGCAAUAAGAGUUACAUAUUCAGGGAACAAUAUUUCUAG
This is a messenger RNA of Candidozyma auris, 1992 nucleotides long. It is a transcript of the gene DPB2, whose product is annotated as DNA polymerase epsilon noncatalytic subunit. The transcript has a single exon. Gene Ontology annotation, molecular function: DNA binding. Bases 1 to 1992 code for a protein of 663 amino acids. Gene Ontology annotation, cellular component: epsilon DNA polymerase complex. NCBI's taxonomy places the organism in Eukaryota, Fungi, Ascomycota, Pichiomycetes, Serinales, Metschnikowiaceae. The record is from RefSeq and is a predicted model, not a curated record. Gene Ontology annotation, biological process: DNA-templated DNA replication; error-prone translesion synthesis.